AUGGCUGGGAUCACAUUCAGCCCGUCUAAGGACAUACCCUCACUAUCCGGCAGAGUUAUCCUCAUCACCGGCGCUAAUACUGGUCUGGGGAAGGAGUACGCGCUGAAUCUCGUCAAGCAUAGGCCCGCAGAAGUGUGGCUCACGGCUCGGGAUGACGCGAAAGGUCAAGCCGCACUCUCGGAUGUGAAAGGCCAAGCUUCCCCAGAAACAAAGGUGUCGCUGUUGAAUCUCGACCUCUCGUCGUUUGCUUCAGUCAAAGCUACCGCAGAUGCCUUCAUUCGCUCCACAACAAGGUUGGACAUCUUGUUCCUCAAUGCGGGAAUGAUGGGUUGUCCGCCAGCGGUGUCUGUCGACGGUUACGAAAUCCAGUUCGCAACCAACCACUUGGGGCAUGCUUUGCUUCUCAAGCUGCUGACGCCCUUGUUGUCGAAGACUGCAGAGACCGUGCCAGCUGCCGACGUUCGCGUUGUGAGCCUCUCCUCCGUCGGCUACAAGCACGUGACUUCCGGGACAAUCCAAUUCGACACGCUCCAAGACGCGGCAAAGAUUCUCGACCCCAACGUCGUCAGCCCCGUGCAGAGAUACACCCAAUCCAAGCUGGCCAACUUGCUUUACGCACAGGAGUUCGCCAAACGCCACCCACAGUUCACGACUGUUUCGGUUGACCCAGGUGCGGUAACAACUGAGUUGUUUUCACGCGAGCCAGGCGACGAGCAGAUGAAGAUGCUGCAGACUGUCCUGGCACCGAAGCAUGGCAAGCCGCUCGUCGAAGGGGUAAAGAAUCCGCUAUGGGCAGCGACAGCAAGCUCGGAGUUGGUCCAGAGCGGCAAGUUCUAUGAGCCAGUUGGGAAAGAGGCCUUGGAAGGCGCUGGCUUGAACACAGCUCUUGCCAAGACGUUAUGGGAGUGGACAGAGGAAGAGCUGCGAAAGCACUCGUAA
Molecule: messenger RNA, 939 nt
Organism: Mycena indigotica
Lineage: Eukaryota; Fungi; Basidiomycota; Agaricomycetes; Agaricales; Mycenaceae
Exons: 2
Coding region: 1-939 (312 amino acids)
Source: RefSeq, a predicted model, not a curated record